Lecanosticta acicola is the source of this 1119-nucleotide messenger RNA. The record is from the annotation of a GenBank genome assembly. Lineage: Eukaryota; Fungi; Ascomycota; Dothideomycetes; Mycosphaerellales; Mycosphaerellaceae.
AUGCCUAUUUCAAUCGGUCUCGAGGGCUCUGCCAACAAGCUGGGCGUCGGUGUAAUCCUCCAUCCACAUUCCUCUCCGCCAUCACCACACGACAGCGCUCACUCCGACGAUGAAUUUCCCUCGUGUGCUACCAAGAAAGUCGACCGCCAACCAGUACGCAUCUUGAGCAAUCUACGCCAUACAUUCAACGCUCCUCCCGGAGCUGGUUUCCUUCCAAAAGACACAGCGGCACACCACCGGAGAUGGGUAGUAAGACUUGUAAAGCAAGCAAUCAAGCAGGCAGGCGUAAAAAUCUCCGAUAUCGACUGUAUAUGUUUUACACAAGGGCCGGGCAUGGGAGCUCCGCUUUCCGCUGUUGCGAUUGCAGCGAGAAUGCUCUCACAACUGUGGAAUAAACCUCUGGUUGGGGUGAACCAUUGCGUUGGGCACAUUGAAAUGGGAAGAUCGAUUACUGGAGCGGAUAAUCCUGUGGUACUGUACGUCAGCGGUGGAAAUACUCAAGUUAUUGCGUACUCGGCGCAAAGGUAUCGCAUAUUUGGAGAAGCGUUGGAUAUUGCAGUCGGGAAUUGCUUGGAUCGAUUUGCAAGAGUGUUGGAGAUCCCCAAUGACCCAGCGCCUGGCUACAACAUUGAGCAACUGGCGAAGAAAGGCAAAGCCCUAGUGGAGCUACCAUAUGCUGUCAAAGGCAUGGAUGUCUCAUUCUCGGGUAUUCUGGCCAGAGUAGAGGAGAUGGCUGGCAAGCUUGGCGCCGACUGGAAGGAUCCGGAGACUGGAGAGGUUAUCACUAGAGAGGAUCUGUGCUUUACAUUGCAGGAGACUGUCUUCGCCAUGCUGGUAGAGAUAACAGAGCGCGCCAUGGCUCACGUGGGAAGCUCGCAGGUCUUGAUCGUUGGUGGCGUGGGGUGCAACAUCCGGCUACAGGAAAUGAUGGGCCUGAUGGCGACCGAGAGGAGAGGAAGCGUAUACGCCACAGAUGAGAGAUUUUGCAUCGACAACGGCAUAAUGAUUGCCCACGCUGGACUGCUACAAUACGAGAUGGGGUACCGGACCAAGCUGGAGGACAGCAUGUGUACUCAGCGAUUCAGGACCGAUGAAGUACUGAUUAACUGGAGAGACUGA